AUGUCUGAAAAGACUGAGACCCAAACCUCAGACCAUCCUGAUGCACAUGGAGGGCGUCUAGAGGAAAACCCGGGCACUGGGCUAUUAAAUGUGAAGGAAGAGGAUGAGACAGAUGACAUGAAUAGUCAUCAGACUGAAAUACAUUGCUCCCUCCCUGCCGAUGAAGAUAACGCUGAUAUAGUGAAAGUUGAGAUAACAGAAGAUCUGUGUGUGAGGCAUCAGCUAGAAGCACCAGAUGAGGAAACCAGGGACAGUAUCAGUCAAGGCCAUAUGACUGUGACACCUUCAGAUGGCUCAGCAGUUGAGUACGGAGCAGAACCAUAUGUGUGUGAUCACGUGAAGACUGAGGAGGAUGAAGUUCCUAUCAAUAUGGCUACAGGUGAUGUUAAGACUGAAGUUACACUUAAUGCUGAACAAACAAAUGAUCUGUAUGUAAAGAGUCCACUGGAAGCUGUGAAGCAGGAAAUCAGUGACAAUAUCAGUACAGCUAAAACCAACAGCUUCAAUAAGGAAAGAGUUUCCCUCAAGUUAACAAAUCACAGAUUCAUGAUUGUUAAUGGACCCGGAAAAAGCCACAGAGCCUUAGGGGUAAAACACGCGUAG
Messenger RNA from Bombina bombina (fire-bellied toad), 603 nucleotides. RefSeq lists its product as uncharacterized. The coding region runs from base 1 to 603 and encodes 200 amino acids. The record is from RefSeq and is a predicted model, not a curated record. The transcript has 6 exons. NCBI's taxonomy places the organism in Eukaryota, Metazoa, Chordata, Amphibia, Anura, Bombinatoridae.